ACGAUGGAAACUUCUUAUUCAGAGACACAAGUAUCCCAUAAUUCGAAAAGUAAUCAUCUUUCAUUUAUCAUAGCAUCAUGUUCAAGCUGGCUAUACUUUCCGUUAUCCUGGCUGUUGCUGCUGCCUUCCCUGGGGGCCUAACUGGUAUUGUUUUAAAUCAUGAUUUGGGGCCAGUUCACACACCCCAAAUUAUCAGUCAUGGGCAUGUGAGUCUCCCACAUGUAAUUGCUCAGCCAAUUGCUCCGGUUGUUCACAAUGCUCCCAUCGUAACUAGAACUUUCCUACCCUCUCAUGGACACGUCCUUGGACAUGGUUUGCAUGGACUUCAUGGUUAAAAAACUGAAAUUCAAAUAUUAUCGUUUUGGUUUCAUUGGCUACUAUUGUCUGAAAAACGGCAUUAUUAUCAUCAUUUAAAAUUUUCUUAUUGAAACGUCAAAAUUAUAAAUCAAGUUACUGUCCUUAUAUUGUCAUUCAUUGAAAUUCAUAAUAAAAUUUAUUUGCUAUUAAA
Leptopilina heterotoma is the source of this 508-nucleotide messenger RNA. RefSeq lists its product as uncharacterized. Bases 78 to 335 code for a protein of 85 amino acids. The record is from RefSeq and is a predicted model, not a curated record. The transcript is spliced from 2 exons. NCBI's taxonomy places the organism in Eukaryota, Metazoa, Arthropoda, Insecta, Hymenoptera, Figitidae.